CUUCCGUGUCAUGCCAGUGACUCUUCAUUUGUGUGUACAGUACCCACAAGCAAUGAGUCACUUAGUUAAAGUAGAGAGUAAAUAUUAAACUCUUGUGUAUGCGAUACCAUUGUAACCGACGUUAAGGCUAGCCUGCUAAAUGCUAGUUUAGCCGCGUUAGCAUUGAAGAAGCUUCGCUUACAUUUACGAAUUAAACAAACUCAUACAUUGCUUUAGGUAGCUCCUUCAAGUGAUGGCACUUAUAUAUUUGACUGUGACAUGCUGACACGGAGAAAGAUAAAGGGGCCAGGCUGUGUGGUGGUGUAUUAGUGAUUCUGCACCAUCUUCAUUAGUGUUGUGAAGGGAUGUGAAUAUAACCGCCAUUUUGCCGAAUGUUAUGUUUUCAGUUGAAUGCUAUUUUGAAUGGCUUCCCUUCUCCUAGUGUGAUUGUCUAAUGGCAGCUGUUUGGCAGCAGGUUUUGGCAGUGGACGCAAGGUACAAUGCUUACCGCACGCCCACCUUCCCACAGUUCCGAACUCAAUACAUUCGCCGACGCAGCCAACUGCUCAGAGAGAACGCCAAGUGUGGCUUUGAGCCGGGGCUGCGCAGGCAGUAUCUGAGGCUGCGAAGUCAGCUGCUGGCCCUACGCUACGGGCCCCUCUCAGAGCAGAGCAGUUUCAGGGCCAGCAGUGUGCGCAGCUCCCGCACCACACUGGACCGCAUGGAGGACUUCGAGGAGGACCCUCGUGCCCAAGGGGCUCGUGGCCACCGCCGGUCCGUCAGUCGAGGCUCAUACCAGCUGCAGGCUCAGAUGAACAGAGCCGUCUAUGAUGAAAGGCCUCCGGGCAGUUUGGUGCCGACCUCCGUGGCUGAGGCGAGUCGAGCCAUGGCCGGGGACACAACUUUGAGUGAAAACUAUGCUUUUGCUGGAAUGCAUCACAUUUUUGACCAACAUGUUGAUUCUGCAGUUCCGCGGUUGCAGUUUGCCAAUGAUGACAAGCACCUCCUUGCUUGCUGCUCGCUCGAUGGCACCUUGUCCAUCAUGACGGUUUCCCCGCCUCCUGCCAGCGUAAAGGUGACCCUGAAAGGGCACGGAGGUCCCAUCACAGACUUUGCUUGGUCCCUCAGCAAUGAUGUCAUCGUGUCAACAUCGCUAGACGGGACCCUGCGGAUCUGGAACACAGAGGACGGACGGUGUAUUCGAGAGGUUCGAGACCCAGAAUCUAGUGAGCUGCUCUGCUGCACAUUCCAGCCGAUGAAUAACAACCUCACUGUGGUGGGGAACAGUAAGCACCACCUGCAGGUGGUAAACAUCUCCACUGGGAAGAAAGUGAAGGGCGGCUCCAGCAAACUAACAGGCCGGGUACUGUCACUGUCCUUCGAUGCUCCGGGGAGGAUUCUCUGGGCGGGGGACGACAGGGGCAGUAUCUUCUCCUUCCUUUUUGACAUGGCCACAGGUAAGCUGACGAAAGCCAAGCGUCUGGUGGUGAGUGAAGGCAGCUCCAUCUGCAGCAUUUCUGCUCGCUCUUGGAUUAGCCGAGAGGCCAGAGACCCCUCCCUGCUGGUCAAUGCCUGUGUCAAUAAGCUGCUGCUCUACAGGGUUGUGGAUAACGAAGGUGGGCUACAGUUGAAGAGAAGCUUCCCCAUCCAGCAUGGCUCGCAGCUUGUUCACAGCAUCUUCUGUCCCCUCAUGUCCUUCAGACAGGGUGCCUGUGUUGUGACUGGCAGCGAGGACGCCUGCGUUUACUUCUUUGACGUUGAACGCAACGCAAAGGCAAUAGUGAACAAGUUGCAGGGUCACGGUGGACCGGUGCUGGAUGUCAGUUUCAACUGUGAUGAGAGUCUACUGGCCUCUGCUGAUUCCACCGGCAUGGUCAUCAUCUGGAGACGGGAGCAAAAGUAACCUGUGCGCAUGGAGACCAUUCAGAAAGGCUGUAUAUUUUUCUUUUCUUUUAUUAACAGGCUGCUUUUAGACCUUUUUAAUGCCAUUCUAGUCAAGUGCAAUCAGAACACGGUGCUGUAUAGAUGGAGGGGAUGUUUUGGAAAAUUGUGAGGAGGUGGCGGUUACUCUUUGUGUAUAUAUGUGUGUAUAGAGUGUGCGUGUUUGUUAGUACCGUGCACCUGAUUUUGUGUUUCUAGAAAGAAAGUAAGUAGCCUGUGCAUGUUGCUUGACUGAAUGAAUGUGGGGGUGUGACAAUGACCACUUCCAGAGAAAACAUUUCCAACACUGUCGGUCCCUCGGGUCUCCUUUGUUCACUCUUUAUGUAACUGUUAUUGAAGCAAUGUAUGUGUAGUAUAAAGGCCUUAUUUGUUUUACGGGAGUGCACUGUCCUAUUUGCAUUUGAGACCGUCAUCAUUGUGCUAAGAUAAAACACAUUUUAAGUUUGUUUGUGCUCAUCGGCGUAUGUGUGUAUUUAUUGCAGAUGCUUACAGUUCAAAUUAAUGCACAUAAAAUAAACUGCUGUAAAUGA
Molecule: messenger RNA, 2450 nt
Organism: Doryrhamphus excisus (bluestripe pipefish)
Lineage: Eukaryota; Metazoa; Chordata; Actinopteri; Syngnathiformes; Syngnathidae
Source: RefSeq, a predicted model, not a curated record